Messenger RNA from Clupea harengus (Atlantic herring), 873 nucleotides. It is a transcript of the gene hoxc12b, whose product is annotated as homeobox C12b. Lineage: Eukaryota; Metazoa; Chordata; Actinopteri; Clupeiformes; Clupeidae. The record is from RefSeq and is a predicted model, not a curated record. Gene Ontology annotation, molecular function: sequence-specific double-stranded DNA binding; DNA-binding transcription factor activity, RNA polymerase II-specific. Gene Ontology annotation, biological process: regulation of DNA-templated transcription.
AUGGGCGAGCAUAAUCUUCUUAAUCCCGGUUUUGUGGGACCUUUGGUAAACAUCCACACCGGAGACACAUUUUACCUUCCCAAUUUCCGAGCAUCCGGGGGACAACUGGCGGGUCUACCCUCUCUUCCCUACCCUAGGAGGGACAAUGUGUGCUCCUUGCCGUGGACCCCAUCGGAGCCAUGCAACGGAUACCCUCAGUCUUAUUUCAGCAGCCCCGUGUCCCUUAACCCCAGUUUUAACCGAGCAUGCGAAAUAACGCGACAAGACCAAGGCAAAUGUUUCUACAGCAACAGCGGUGGAGGAGGCGGCGGGGUAAACCGAGAAAACUGUGUAGAGAGUGUAAACCUCAAACGUGAGGACAGGGCACGGGGGGACCCGUCCGUCUCCAUAGUGGGAGAGCAAGGACUACACAACCACAACGCAAACGCAAUGGGCAACGGCGGAAACUUCUCCAAAUACGACUACGGAACCACUGGUGAGCAGCUGACCCAAGAUCCUCCAUCCUGCCAGUCGCUAGAGUCCGACUCUGGGUCGUCGCUGCUCAACGAAGGGGGCAAAACACCAUCAGGCAUCGCACACACAUUGACGUCCCCUGGCACACACACGCAUGCAGGCAGCGCAACUCCAGGCACUGGUGCUCCAUGGUACCCCAUGCACACGCGAACCCGCAAGAAACGGAAGCCCUACUCCAAGCUACAGUUGGCUGAGCUCGAGGGCGAGUUCAUGCUCAACGAAUUCAUCACCCGCCAGCGGCGGAGGGAGCUUUCUGACCGGCUGAAUCUGAGCGACCAACAGGUCAAGAUUUGGUUCCAAAACCGCCGCAUGAAGAAGAAAAGACUGUUGCUUCGAGAGCAGGCAUUGUCCUUCUUCUAG